CAUGUCUGGGUUAUGGUGGACUUGGUCUGAUUAUUGGGUUUUUUUCCCUUUCUUUCAUCCAGAUAAAGAAGAGGCAACAAGAUGUGGUGAGGUUUCUGGAAGCCAAUCGCAUAGAGUUUGAAGAAGUGGAUAUCACAAUGUCAGAGGAGAAAAGACAAUGGAUGUAUAAAAAUAUUCCUGAGGAUAGGCAGCCCGCGCAAGGCAAUCCACUGCCACCACAGAUAUUCAGUGAUGAUCGGUACUGUGGAGAUUAUGAUGGUUUUUUUGAAUCAAAGGAGAGCAACACUGUCUUCUCCUUUCUUGGACUGAAACCUACUUUGGCAUCAAAGGAGUCAGAACCCUAGAAAGUCUAUCUGAAGUAUUGACAAGCACACCUCCUGGAUGAAUGACCCUGUUCUUCAGCACACAGCAGCUUCCCUAAUGGAUCACUGUGAUAGAGCAAACAUGCAUCAUUAGUAGUAGUCUGCUUGCCAUGAGACGGUGCUCUCCAAUAAUCUGGAAUUAAUAACAUGUACAUGAAACAGGAUUAAGGCCGGGCUACUCAUCUUCCUUUUUGAAAAUACUCAUUGUUGAUGUUUCACUUUUGUCUUUGGAUUGCUUUUGCUGCUGACACUGACAUUCUAACAGACAUGUAUGUUUGAGAGUAAGGAGUGGAAGUGUAGGGCUUCUGUUGUUCAUGGAUAUACUUA
Messenger RNA from Balearica regulorum gibbericeps (East African grey crowned-crane), 689 nucleotides. The record is from RefSeq and is a predicted model, not a curated record. Lineage: Eukaryota; Metazoa; Chordata; Aves; Gruiformes; Gruidae.